Molecule: messenger RNA, 26399 nt
Organism: Amphiprion ocellaris (clown anemonefish)
Lineage: Eukaryota; Metazoa; Chordata; Actinopteri; Pomacentridae
Gene: elfn2a
Product: extracellular leucine-rich repeat and fibronectin type III domain containing 2a
Exons: 9
Coding region: 980-3910 (976 amino acids)
Cellular component (GO): plasma membrane
Molecular function (GO): protein binding
Source: RefSeq, a predicted model, not a curated record
UCUCUCUCUCUCUCUCUCUCUCUCUCUCUCUCUCUCUCUCUCUGCUGGAACUCACGUCCAGGGAUAAUACUCUCGCUUUCUCCGUCUUUGCUGCUGCAGAACGGACCGUAAAGCUGCAUGCUGCCUCUUCCUCUGCACCGGACCUGGACCCCGAUCUAGCUCUCGCUGUCUCGACAGAGGAGUGUUUGAGCUUCAGCUUCUCUGUGUGCAGGUUCUACAUCUUCUUGCUUUGGCCUGCAGAGAGAGAACAAUUUGCUGGGACAACACCUGUUUCCCUGCCUGUAUGGAUGCAGGGAUCAGAUCCAGUUGGACCACAAGACACAAACAUAUACCACCAUUAAGACUACAAUUUAUAAAUCUUCUGUGAGCAACACUCAUCAUUUACCAAGAACACAUUUGCUUAAAAGAAGCCAUCGCCACUCAGACCCUGAAGGCUCUGCUGACACGCUACCUACUGGUGUCCUCGAGUGGGCAGGACUUCACUACCUUCUGCGCUUUGGAGUUCACUUCAUCCACUAAAGUACAGGUGCUCAUUACCUGGGGUACUGGUAACUGCUGUCAUCUCCAGGUGCAUGUGUGAACACAGGCUUUCAGCACUAGCAACUGGCAGAUGAUCUAAGAACAUCAAAUCAAGGUAUUCUACCUUUCUCUGAGAGGAAGCACUUCCUCAUCUGUAUUGUCAAGACGUCUGAUUGUCGGGGGCCAUGAGUAGCUACUGGGGUGACAGUUUCCAAAAUCAUUCGACGUGGAACACUUAAAAUGGGGACAGGACUGGCUGCCAUGCUGCAAGCUCAGUUCUAAUUACAGAGACGAAGCCCUUCUGUUCACCUUUCUCUCUAUUUAGAUUUGGCCUGCUUGCUCCUCACCUGCAGCCUUUCCAGCAUUGAAUCUGAACUGUUGCUCUUUACCUUCAUCCCUUCAGCUCCUUUCUUUUUGCUCCUUUCUACUGAGGGAACCUCAAACGCUCCUAAUCCAAACCAUGGCCAGCAGAUUCUGUUUGUCCUCCCUGUCUCCCUCCUUGUGUCUCUCCCUCCUGCUUCCUGCUCUGCUGCUCCUCCGCCUGCCUGUUAUGGUGAAAGGGGACUGCUGGCUGAUAGAGGGGGAUAAAGGCUACGUUUGGCUGGCUAUCUGCAGUCAGAACCAGCCUCCAUAUGAGACCAUCCCCCAGCAUAUCAACAGCACGGUUCAUGACCUGAGGCUGAACGAGAACAAACUUAAGGCGGUGCUCUUUAUCUCCAUGUACCGUUUCACAAACCUCACUGACCUCAAUCUAACCAAGAACGAGAUCAGCUAUAUCGAGGAUGGGGCCUUUGCUGGGCAGGCCAACCUACAGGUGCUCCAGCUAGGCUACAACAAGUUGACCAACCUGACUGAGGGCAUGUUGAGAGGUCUGGGUCGAAUGCAGUGCCUCUUCUUGCAACACAACCUCAUUGAGGUCAUUGCCACCAAUGCCUUCUGGGAGUGCCCCAACCUCAGCAGCCUGGAUUUAUCUUCAAAUAAGUUGGCCCGUCUUGACCCGUCUACCUUCACUGUCCUGAGCAGACUGAUGGUAUGUGAACUUGCAGGAAACCCGUUCCACUGUGGCUGUGAGCUCUACAGUUUUCUGACCUGGCUGGAGGAGUUUAAUAAUGUCACCCACACCUAUGACCGCCUACAGUGUGAAACCCCUUCAGAAAUGACUGGCUAUCCACUCUUGAGCCCAGUGUCUGGACAUGGAAGAAAUGCUCGUUACAUUCUUUUAUCUGUCUGUCGUGAUGGUGUGAUAAUUUCAGGGAUGACCUCCCAGAUGCCAGAUCCAGAUGGCUCAGGUAUGGUUUUGGACAACCUAGAUCAAGGCAUGUAUCACCAGCCAACCAUAUCAUCCACUGCAGACCCCAACUAUAAUCAUCAGAUUUCCAUGAAUCUUCAAACAGUCUCCCUCUACACUGCUUCUCUAAUGGUGCAGAUCCCUCGGCCAUACAGUAAGAUGUACAUCCUCUCCCAGUACAACCACACUUAUGUUGCAGACAUCAUGCCCCUCAAAAACAAGAAGGAGAUAAUAACUUUGGACAAGCUGAAACCACACACUAACUACACUUUUUGUGUGGCUUCUGCAAGCAAAUCUCAACGCUACAAUCAUACCUGUCUGUCUUUCACCACACGAGAUGUGGGACCAAAGGACCACCGAACCAAUCCAUCCACAACUACCCACUACAUCAUGACCAUCCUGGGAUGUCUGUUUGGCAUGGUCAUUGUGCUUGGAUUGGUCUAUUACUGUCUCAGGCGGCGACGCAUCCAGGAAGAAAAGGAGAAAGCUAUAAGUGUGAAGAAAACAAUUCUCGAGAUGAGGUAUGGCCCAGAGGCGGCUGCAGCAGUAGCUAAUGACCCCGGAGCCAUGCAGCGUCUCCAGGAGCAGGCUCACCACCAACACCACCAUUCAGGAGCAGGAGGCAAGCUGCCACAAUCUGCCUCCUCUAGCACAGGCAUGCUCCAUGGCUCAGCCAACACCAGUUCCUCCCGCCUCUCUACCUUGCCGCAAGUGGAAAAAAUGGCCACUGCUUUCUCUGAGGCAAUGGGUGGUAAGGGCAACUACAUGGAUGUGAGGAUGGCAGGAGUGGCAGGAGAAGGCAGGGAAGGAGUGGUGGCAGCUGGAGGAGCAGUGGUAGGAGGGGAAGUAGUUGUGGAUAUGCGAGGUGGGGCUGAGAAUGGGACAGAGGCUGGGGAGGAUUCGGAUGACGAUGGCCGCGGCUCAGCAUCAGAGAUCUCCACCAUCGCCAAGGAGGUAGACAAGGUGAACCAGAUCAUCAACAACUGCAUUGAUGCCUUGAAGCUGGAUGCAUCAGCUAAUGUUGUGACCACAGCUGACAAUGCCAACUCUGUGUCCACUGCCCAGCCUCCUUGUAUUGCAUCCCUGCCCCGCAACCUCUUGCCCCUUUCUCCAGGCCACCCGGGAGAUCAGAUCAUGGCCUCCUCUCCAAAAGUGCAUACAAAGUCUCACCCUCAGCCUCACCCUCAGCCACAUCCUCAAGCACAUCCUCAGUCACAUCCUCAGCCUCAUCCACAGCUACAUCAACAGCCUCAUCCACCUUCUAUGGCCCCGGUGCCCCUGGUCGUGCCACUGUCUGAGCGGCCUGGCAUCAGUGGUGGGGGGUUUCUCUCCCCUCCUUAUCGUGACCCACCCCCAGCAAAUGCAGUGCGGCCCCUUCAGAGGCAGUUGAGUGCUGACACAGCUGUGGUGAAGAACCGUUGUGGUGCCCCUGCUGCAGGAUCUGUCAAGAACACAAGAGUGUACAGUGUGGAUAUUCCUGAGCAGCGCAGUGAUCCUCCCAAGUAUCCAGCAGAAAAGGGUAGCCCUGCAGGUUGUGGUGGAGGAGGUGGAAGUGGAGGAGGUAGUGGUGUAGGAGGCUGCAACGGGAAUGGAAUGGGAAACAUGAAUGGUGGUGGUGUGAGUUUGAAUGGGGGUGGAAUGGGGUGUAAUAACGGGAGUGGAGGUGGAGGAGGGAUGGUCGGCCCUGCACAACAGCAGCACCACUUGGAGGUUCAGCCAGACUACCACAGCUCCGAGCACCGCCACUCCUUCCCCGCACUCUACUAUGAGGGUGGCAACGAAUCACCUUCACCGGCCCAAAAGGCUUCCUUUCUCAAGCCACUGGGGCGCACCAAGAGGGAUGCCACAGCCGCUUACUCCCAGCUCUCACCUUCUCGUCACCACAACUACAACUCUGGCUACUCCUCCAGUCCAGAGUACUCAUCUGAGAGCACACUGCGAAUCUGGGAGCGAUUCCGACCUUACAAGAAAAGCCCCAGAGAGGAAGCAUCCUAUAUAGCCGCAGGCCAUGCCCUGCGUAAGAAGGUGCAGUUUGCCAAGGACGAGGACCUUCAUGAUAUUUUGGACUACUGGAAGGGUGUCUCGGCCCAGCAGAAGCUGUGAGCUGAAGAAUCAAAAUCCAAUGCCCUAAGGGAGAUUGCGAGGUGAACGCCAACAGCAGACUAACAAGGGGUAGAUUUUAAUGUAGCAAGACAGUAUAAUGAUGUUUCCUCAGAGGUGUCUAGUGACAUGGUUCAUUCAGCCGCUGGAUUCAGAGCUAAAGAGGUAUUCUCUCUGGGCGAUUUUUAAAAAAGUGAUUCUGUGACAAUUCAUUGACAUUUUAAGAGGUUGUUUCCAGGGUUGGCUUUUUUCACCAUAAUACUUAGUGAUAUUUACCAAGAAACAAGCUGUUCACCAGACUGCCUCAUACUGGGCACUUUGGUCCUUGCAGGCUUCACAGACCCGUUGACUCCCUACUAAUGAGCAAAGCAAAGGUGGUGACAAGCAAGUGUCUUCUACCUCAUUAUUGGCACAGUGUAGCUCAGCUAUCUCACCAGAAACAGGACCCUUCAUGACUUAAGCCCCGUCCAUCUUUUCUUUAAUCCCAUCAAACCACCAUUCACAAAACAAUCAUUCCAUAGCACUGCCAGCACCUGCACUCCUAUAGAAGCAUCAUUUACGGUGGUAAUGAGGGAGCAGGAUGAGGAAUUAGGUGCGUUUGUUUUAGAAUAGCCUGAAUCCCCCUCUUUGGAGGAAGACAGUAAGUGAUACUUAUCAGACUAAUUGUUCUUCCUGGCAAUUAGCCAUUGUAAGAGUAGGCCGGGGAGGCUGUGUCUUGAGCAUGCUUAUUGAUUUGAAACGCCUAACUACAUAUGUUCAGUGGUGUGUAGACAUGUAUAUACAGUUUGUGCAUGCUGAUGUGGAUGAUUACAUGUGGGCGGGACAGUAGGGUUGGAUUGCUGCUGAGCUGUUCAUUAUACUCAGACUCCUUCAUGGUAGCAAAGUGGAUAGCUAAUAGAUAGGUAAUAAGCCAGUGGGGAAGCUGAGUGUGUGUGUGUGUGUGUGUGUGUGUGUGUGUGUGUGUGUGUGUGUGUGUGUGUGUGUGUGUGUGUGUGUGUGUGUGUGUGUGUGUGUGUGUGUGUGUGUGUGUGUGUGUGUGUGUGUGUGUGUGUGUGUGUGUGUGUGUGUGUGUGUGUGUGCGCGUGUGUGUAUUCACAUGAAUGUGUGGUUUUGCCCUGCCUGCCUGUCUAUCUAGAUAGCGUGAAGUCAACCCUUUCAAGACCUGCAGGCAUUUUUGUCCUGUAGCCCAUUUUUUAUUCACAGGUAUAGCAUAUUUCUUUUGAUAAGGGAAACUACGAGUUGGGAAAUUUACAUUUCAAUAGUGUGAGUCAUGCAGAAAUUGCAUUAGGGUGGGUUAUGCAGGUUGGCAAGACAGGUGUUAGCUCUUAUAUUAAAGAACCCGGUAAUCACAUUUAGGAACAGAGGCAGAUUGAGAGUAGGUUAGAGGUUUGCUGUAGCUGCAUCUUAUUUUAUAUCCUGCCAGUGUUAAGGAGACGAGAUAAGGGAGUGAAUUUUCAGCUAUAGAUGUAUCAGCUCAAGGCGAGGCUGCAUAGAAACUAAGAAACACUAAAUGUCAAAUGCUCCCUACAGUACACAGUGAGAUGUAAUGAAUGGUAAGCAGAGUUAGAGCCCUGUGGAUAUAUUCUGCUUCAGACUGUAUGACGCCACACUCAGUAUAUAUGACCCUGUUGUGCUCUGGGUGGUAGCUGGUUUAGCAUGCUCUGGACCAAAGUGCCCUUGGGAGGAAUGAUUUUGAAGGUUUCUAUUAUAUUUGCUUUUCUUUUCCAAUAUGGAUUAACGGAGCAUAAGAAACAAAGGAAAGUAACUGUCUUGUUGUCAUUUGGUUUAUUGUUAUUUAGGAUUAGGGUUUAAAUUUAGAGGUGUUGAAGUGAAACAAAAAUGAAUAAAAAUAAAAAUGAAAAAAUGGUUAGAACUAAUAGGAGCAAGGCUUGGUACUACCGUGGACCAAACAAGAAACUUUAAUGAUGCACGUUUUCUCACUUCCAUCGAUGUGCAUAGCAUCCAGAUGAACUCAAACGCUGAUAAUUCUAACUUUACAAAUUUUGUAUUCAAAGCUAGUCUUUUUCCUCCAUAUAAAUUAUCUUUAUCCGCAUCUACGCUGUCAAAAUAUUAAUUUCAGCUGAUCUUUUAUUUAUUUGUCCGCCCACUCGUCCUAUCCUCACCACUGUCAUCCUGACCUCUGCUGUGUUGCAUCUCAAUCCAAAAGUUAUGAAUUCUGCUUUAAAAUUCAUUCCCAUCCAUGUUUUUUUUCUCUUCCUACCACCUCUGUCCAACCUAAUGGGGUAAAUUAAUGACUAAUUUGCAGAGGUUGAUGUUGUGCCAUCGUCUGAGGUCAGAAGAGUGUGCUGAUGUUAUUAACUCUGCCAGACUGGGGGCCUGAUUGAAAUAAUGACAGCUGCCUUUGUUUGCCUGUCUUUCUUUCGGUCCCUGCCUCCCUCGUUUAAUGCUUAACCGUGUUCCUUCUCUCUCUGUUUCCUCUAACGCUGGCUGCCAGGAAUGGCCUUCAAACAAAUGGUCUGAAAAACUAAAAUCAGAUUUCCACUUUACCAUGACUGUGCAGGUCAAGGUGAGCUAGCUGGGAUAUAUCCUCCUGGGCAUCAUUCUUUCUCUUCGACUCUGAUUGUUCAGGACUGGUCAGUCUGUAAGGCCUGGAAGGCAUGAAUUUCUAUUUGAUUUUCCACUGGGUUAGCCCCUGAUAUCAUCAUUUUGACAGGGCUUGAAUUCAACCGCUGUUCCAGGUGUGAGUUUGAUGGGCAAAAUGAGAGCGGAGGGUGGCAUUUACUCUUUGACCUAUAAAGAUUUCUGUCUUGAGAAUAGGCUCUAUUCAAAAGGUCAGCUAGUAGGAAAUAAAUCUGUUGUGAGUAGCAGAGGUAUUUUGUGUUUAUGCUCACAAAGAGUUUGGCUUAUUGGACUUUUUACCUAAACAGUACAAUCUGUUUAAUUAUAACAUUUCACUGCUGGAAAGCUAUCUGAACAGCCAGAUACCUUGAGGGGUGGUGAAAAAAAAUAUGUUUAUUACUUCAGUGAAAACGCAAUUUAAUUAUGCAGUAAUGACAGAGUGUCAGCUUUUAUUCUCCUAUCUAUUCACUGUUUUUGCUUUUGAUAUUUUGUUGUGUUUUAUAUUGAAUGAUAGCUUUACCUCUGAGCUUUCUAUGUCAUCUGUGGCAACCAGUCCAAUGGACCCACUAGUGUUCACAAUGGGAUGUCAAAGGCAUGUCAUUACUUUGCAAUCAGAUCAAUAGAACUUAAUUUGGGUGAGUGGGACCAAAUAAAAACACAGAGCAAAGUCCCUCAGGCACUCAGUUCGAUAGCCUCCAUUUUAUUUAUUUAUUUAUUUAUUUAUUUAAAUAAUGGGUCUAGUGUUCUAUUUUGGCCCUUUGUUCAAAUUCCACUGGCAGCCCCCUCCGUGUCAGGUCCAAGGAAGCACCAAUCAAUUAGUUUUAGAUUAGUACCAUGGUCUAUGCAAGGGUAGGAGCUUUUUAGAAAUAAUGGCUUCAUUUGGAAGAACAGGGGAAAUUGAGCCGAGGCUACCUGCAUGUAUCCUCAAGGCCUUUCUUUAGGUAUAACAUUAGCUCAGUUAUUCAUAAGCACAGUGUGUCCCACUGCCAUAAUUUACACUUAAGAACAUUACUCAUUUCUGUCUGGCGGGUCCAGUGUUCUUUAUGCUUUUAUGUAAUUCUAUAAGCUUACUCUUUCAUUGACUUGUUCUCCAAACAGACUUAAUUCUGCUCUGUUCUGUUUGUGUAAAGGCACAUAAUAUAAUGCAUUUCACUUUUAACAGUCCAUGGUGGCCAAGCCUUGCUCCUCUUCCUGAGUUAACAUACUCGCUUCAUGUCCACAAUAUGUAUUAAUCUACAGCAGUUAUUUUUAGCUGACAGCAAGGUUCUUGAUCUCCCUCCGUUACAGUGUGGGGGCUCUGACUCCAGAAUCAACAAGUUGAGACUGAUGGAUGUACAGAUACUGUACCUUGGGGAUUGCCUGUGUGUCUUCUCUCCAGCCUGCCCAAUUAACUAUAAUGAUGAAUCAAUAGGAGGAAAUCGCUGCCAGUCUUAGGCCUCCAUGAGAACAAAAGUGACAGGAAACAAUUGAGAUAGCACAACUUGUGGCAGUCUCUGAGGAGUAGGGUUGGACCUUUUCUGUUCAGAAGUGUGAUUCCCAGGAGUACACUGGAACUGGUAAUCAGGCAUGCUGUCUGCUGUGAACAAAAUAAUAAAACCACUCACUGGGCUUCCUGGUUCUACUGCCAAGAAGUGUAAGUUAAUGUCAAGAUUAAAGCCAUUGUGAUUAACGGUUGUUCUGGGAGGAACCGCUGUGGUGAAUAGUAAAGAAGCUUUUUAUUAAUCUAAGAAAUAGAGAGACGGUUUCUAUAUGCUUCGACAAAUUCAUGGGGCUUUUACGCUGUUCUAGACAAUAUUGCUGGCUGCCUCGGGGACUCGUUGCUACACAAGUUUGGUUUCUCAUUUUGUUUUGGUAAGUUUUUGAAGUUCAGGCUUAUUGAAAAACACAAAUCAAUAGUCAAGGAAAAUCAUGGUACAGCCCUCCUGAUUGCCUCCCUUUAGAGUUGUAGCUGCACUCAAUGUGAACCUUGGGCACAGAAACCAUGCUCUUGAAAUGGUUCCCUGGGAAUGGCAGCGAGGUCUCUUUGCUCCUCUUUAAUUAAACUCUUGAAUCUAUACAAUAAGGUCUGCAGUGGAAACACUGACUUUGUUCUAAUGCUGUAAACAUUAAGACAUUGUGGGGAGAGAGGCUGGCUGCUCACUUGUAGACAUAAACCCAGAAGGAUUCCUCUACCCAUCCCCUUAUGCCCCCUUCUUCCUUACCAUUUACAAGUUAAUGGACCACAAAAACCUGUGCUGUGAACUUUUUGUCACUUCUCCUGCAGUAUAGAAAAUGGGAGUCUUGGGACAGAAGUUACGUGAUAAAGGGAAUUCAACAAAACAUCCGUAGGAUUUAAUCUCUAAUCUUGCCCUGGCACAUUUAUUUCCCCUUACAGAAUUGUGCAUUCCCCUCAACAGAGUAAUAUAUUUAUGUUGUAAACAUGUAAAAUAUAAUACAUUUUUACAUUAGAUGCAUUUCAGAAGCUGCAGUUUGGUGCAAUUUGGAGACAAGUAUUUUUGUGCUCAAGUGUGGUAUAGUGAGGCAGUCCUGCUUUCUGCUAUGGAGCUAUACAGUGCCAGGCUUAAGUUAGAGUUCAUUAAAGCUACUUCAUUCAGAACUUUCUCUCACAUCUUGUUCCAGUUUUGGUUGAGAGUUUUCAACAGUUUUAUAAGUUAAUUUCUCGAGCUGAUUUCUUCAGAUCUUAUAACAAGGCAUUUGUUCAAUAUACUUAUCCAAAUAUUGUACAGAGUCAGUAGUAACAAAAUAGUAGCUCCAGAUUUUUUGUGACAUUUCAGUACCAUGAGCAUUUUAAAACUCACUUAAAGUUUGAAUUAAACAAACAUGUAUGUAGAGCUGUUGUGCUUGGAGGCUGACUUCUCAUGUCUUGUCAUGAAUCUUGAUAGACAGAGUCAAAGGUCCAGGAGUCUUGUCUCAAAGACAGAUCUCACUUUCAGAUUAUAAGGAAGCUGGACUGAAAAGCCCUCAACCUGUCACAGCCACAAUCACAAUCUUAAUCACCUAGGAUGUUUGAUGUAAAGGAGGUUACUGAAGGCAAUAUUCAGACCUGGGGAAAGUACUGCUUAAAGGCUGUAUUCAGAGGACAAGCAUUUUCCUUUCAAGAAGCACAGAUUUUAUCCAGCUAAGAUUCUAAAGGUUGAAUCUCAGUGAGCAGGGCAAGAAAAAAGAUGAUGGUCUAUUAUUAUUGUGUUUCUAACUGAAAAACAAAACGGGUGAGAGUAAUUACCUUAUGUAAGGUUGUCAGCACGCAUGUCAUUCUGUUAUUUUUAGGAAAUUAGUUCUCAUUUCAUAGCUCUGCUAUUUUAAAUUCAGCUGUACGUCAUUUUAUAUUUGACUUUUAGCUAGUUUGACAUCUCAGAAACUUUUUUCACAGCCACAAAAAUAUGAUUUCUGCGAAGAAAAGCAAUUAAGAUCAUUUAUGUCAUUUUAAAAUAAUUUAUUAAUAUGGUACACCUCAUUUUAUAAACUUUUGAACUGUAUUUGAAAGAAAACUAAUCUGGAACAUGUAUCAUAAAUAUAUUAUCAUACGCAUUGUUCACAUUCUUUUAUGUUUUUUAUUAAUAAGAUAAGAGAUUUGGAGAAUUGCACAGCCUUGGCAGAGAUGUCAGCUAAUGGAGUGCUUUGAGGACUUUAAUUUAGAUUUUAAGCACUGUGAAACUGUUUUGCUCUUUGGCUCUGUCUAAAGAAUAUUUUUCCCUCCAGAGAUGCCCUGUGACAUUUCUAUCUAACUGUAAGCUACAUAGCAAAUCCAACCUUUUCUUUUUAAUCUAUAUGCUCCGAGACCACGUGAGCUGACCUUGUCCCUGGCUACUUGCACUGGCUCUACAACGGAAGCAGGACUGUGAUUUAAAUGCACACAGUGCUGUCUGUCUGCUGUUGAGGUUGAGUUGUCAAUACGUUGAUUCAUUUGUGGGCUGACUUGAUCCAUUGAUAUUUUGAGUCAUCGUCAGCCAAAUGAGAAAGACUGACCGAGGGAGUUCCCUUGUGAAACGAACACACAACAAAAGCGGAGGAGUUUCUACCGGUGGCCAACUGUGACAAACACACACUUUCACACAACCACACACACAGACAAAUACACACAGACACUAAUGUAGAGAAUCAAUGAAUAUAUUGUAUGUGUUUGAAUAGUUUAGAGUUACACUUUAUGGACAUGAAAUGUAAGAAAACACUCAACAUAUACCUUCCCACACAUAACUGAGUACACAUAACACACAUUAAUACACACAAACACCUUCCCACACACUUCCCAUGCACACAACAUACCAUAUUGACACCUGCCUACACAAAAUAUGGACGGAAAAUUUCUAUCCACGUUUACAGACACAAAUGGUCUUACAAGUGCCAAAACGGCGAGUUUUAUGUGCAGGCGGAAUGGAACCAAACAUCUGUAAAAAUGAACUCAGUGUCUUUACAGGCCUGACAGCCUAAGUGUCUUAUUUCUGUUGUCGAUGUUAUGUAUUUACAUCUGUAUGAUUUAUGUAUUUCUUUUCUCAGCUGUUCGCACUUUUAGUGUUAUAGUCCUGUUUCAAUCUGUUAUCCUUGUGUAGAAUGAAAAUUACUUAUUGUGAAUGUCAUAUUUGGAGUUCUCAUGGCUCCUUCUGAUCUGUCUCACUUUGAUAUUACAACUCAGAGCACUCAUGUAUGUUCAGUAUAUAUUAGAAUUUUCCCGAGAGUGCGGAGGCUGAUUCCUUCAUGAUUCAACACACAGAUUAACUGAGAGCACAAUUUGUAAUCAACUAAUAUUAGUAGAUUUAUAUGUAAAUGUUUAGGAUUAGCUUCAGCUUGGGGCCAGGAAAAGCUUUAAGGUUUUGUUGAUUUCUCACCUUCAGCUUUACAGAUACAGACACAUCCAGCCACACACACACACACACACAUAUAUUCAGAGGUGUGUUGAAGAACUGAUAAUAUGCCUCUCACACUGAAGCUGUUGUCACCACUGGCCUUUUCAAGGACCUUGUUUCUCAGUCGCUCUUUCGGAGAGGCAGAGAAAAAAACAGCAGGAGUGUCUGAGUUUGUCCUUUUGGAAGAUUGAACCGGCACUGCUGCUGGGAUUGGUAUUAUCUUGAGGAUGGACACUACUGCGCAGAAAUUUUCGGCACUAAAAGUCAAGAGAGAAUGCUUUCAAAACGAAUGUCAUGAAUAGUUUAUUUCUUAUUAUUGCCAAAUAAGUUAAUACAGAGUUAUCUAAAUAGAAAGAAUACCUAAAUCAAGUCAAUAUUUGGUGUUACCACCUUUUCCUUUUAAACUAGCAUACGUAUUUCUAAGUACACUUGCACAAAGUUUUUCAGGUAGGUUGUUACAAGAAUCUUGGAGAACUUCCCAAAGUUCCUCUGUGGACUUAGGCUGUGUCACGGUCAUCUUUAUCUUCAUGUAAUCACAGAUUGUGUUACAAGACUCCUUGUUCUUGUCAUGAAUUUAGUCCUUGGGGAGAUAACCAAUCACAUGCCUCCUUGAUGGUGGAAAAGAAUCUAGACAUCUGAAGUGCCUAGAACUUUUGCAAAGUAAUGUAUGUGUUGGUGUUGUGUUACAGUAACAGUAUGCAUGUGUGCACGUGCGUUUCGUCUGCUUUCAAACAGCCUGUUGUGUCUUACAGUGCAACUCUGCAUUUGUCCAUUCUCACCAUGAGACUGGCUGGUAUUCAUAACGGUGUGAGUGUGUUUGUGUGAAUAUGUGUUUGAGGGAUUUUGUCAUGAAGGUCCGCUCUGUCGAGGGAGUGACAGCUGAGGCUGAGUAUCUGAAGCGUUUUUAAUUAAUCUGCCUUUCAUUCUGCAGGGCUCUCCAAUAAGGCUGUGCUCAUUCACUCGUUUGCUGUCACUCACACUUACACAAAUGUGUGCAGGCUCUCUUGCUCUGUCACACAAACAUAGAUUGUAAUUGCAUGUUUCCCAUGUCAUGCACACUAUUUUCAUGUAUGCACUCGGAGUGGCAACAAUCAGGCAUACACAUGUCACAUAUGUCUCACAUGAGCACUGACUCUUGUCUGUGGCCCUCUAAUUACACACUUCCUCAUGCAUGCUCCACACAGUUAGACACAACUAAUCCUCCUCUACACAUCACUGCCAUCUCAUCAUACUCUUAGCUGAGAGGAUUCCCUUUCCUCCCCUUCCCCUCCCCAACACUUCUACCCUGACCCUGCUGCCCUUUGUUGCCUGAUUAGCAUCAGCGCAGCAGGUUAGAUAUUACUCUCACAACUAGGGUGGCAUGUUAGUUGCCCUGACUCUUGCUCUGCAGCAGGGGGCAGGGGCAGAAGAAAAAUGCUGUUGGACUGCACUGAGAGCUGGGUUAAGUAAAGGAGAGGCUUUAAAUAUCAUGACUGUGACUGUAUCACAGCUGUUUUAGGUUCAGUGAAUCAAGAGAGAAGAAGAGGAGGAGGGGAGAUACAGAGAGGGACGAGACACUAGAGAAGAGAAGAGCAGUGAAAAAGAAAAGAAAGCAACAGAAUGUAUUGAGAAGUGAAGCUUAUCUAACACCUUAACGCUUGACACAAGUCCACAAAGUGAACUGUAGCACCUCGAAGUCGACGCUUAGAUGCUCAUCUUAAUCUCCCACUGUUAAAUCCCUUUGUGUAAAUGACCCUGACACAGUGCUGCAAAAGAGAAGCAGGAUUAUACACAAGGAGUGUACAGUUUGACUGUCAAAGCAUCCUUGAGCAAGGCACUGAAGCUGAAAACAGCAGUUCCCAGGUCCCAUCAUUCUACAUAGUUGCAGUCAGCAAAUUUCAUGAAUAGAUAGAAAAAAAUUGAAUAUAUAUUUAACUAACCAGGAAAAUGUCUAGAACAGUCUGGUGUGCUCAUCUAGGCCACAUUUAGUGUGUAACCAUGAAGCCGGGUUCAAUACUGCACACAGCGGUCCACAGAACCCCAAUAUUGGUGACUCACAGGAGUGUAUUAUUGUUAAUAUGCCAGAGUUUAAUUACCGUCCUUCAUCGCAAGCUGUUGUGUUGCUUCCACCAUCUCCAACAUUUUAGAUGUGUCCAAACAGGACACAAUUUUUUUUUGUAAUGUAGUGAAUGUGGAUUUUUUGAAAGCUGAGUGGUUCUAACUAAAGGCCUUUAUGCCCAGCUCUGAUUGUCUGUCGAUGAUGUUUGGUGACACAUACAAAUGUGUAUCCAGACACUAAAGGGCAAAACUGUUUAAUUCACUGGCCCUUGUUCCUUGUUCAAAUGUAUAACAGCAAUUCACAGUGCAUUGUAGAAAAUUCAGAAUCCACAUACAUGUUAAUCUGCACCCUGGUGUUUUUUUUUCUUUGAAUCUCAGUGUGUUGGUUCUUAUACUAUUCUGGUCAAACAGCGACAUUUAAAAGUCACAAUUCACUAGCAGACUCCUGUUAGCCAGUGGGGGACUCUAUGUGGUGAAAAUUUCAGAGACACCACAAAAUACUAACAAAAAGGCGGCAUUAUCCAAUUUUCUGACAACACUGGAGUCAUUCUGUCCCAGCAGAAUGGAGCACGGCACAUUAAAAUAUUAACAAUAGUAGAAAACAGCAGCGGUAUGCUACCACUUGUUCCUUGUGCGUCACUUAAAUAACAAUUGCUUCGGCAAUUACUAACUCCAGAACAUGAUCUGAGGGAAAUGCGUUCAUGCUUUCCGUUGCUCCCUGGGGCGAACAAACACUGUAAAUGUAAUAACAGGCAUCCACAUAGAGAGUAGUGGAAGGCAGCGACAGACCAAGGAGUUCUCUGGGUUUAUAGAGCAUAUGAUAUUUUAGGAAGCAGGCUGCUGUGAAUGGUAGUAUAUCUUCCUCGAUUCGUAAUUUAGAGGAUACCAUUAUGUUUCUUCAUUUUCAUGUUGGAUUAUUUCUAAUUUCCUUUUAAAUAACUUAUUAAAUUCUUGAAUUUCACAUAACUAUCUUUACUCCCUUCACAGAAAUUGUCUGCACUUGUAACUAUCUGGUAUUUGUACCGAUCAGCUACAAAAUUAAAACCACUAAAAGGUGAAGUGAGUGGCUUCAUCAUGUCCUUACAAUGCAAUGUUUUGCUGGGAAACCUAGGGUUCUGACAUUCACAUGGAUGUAACUUUGACGUGUACAACACUUGGAGCGCUUAAACAAAGAGACCCAACCUCCAAACUCCACAGAUCCCGAUCCAGUCAAGCACCUGUGGGAUGCAGUGGACAAAGUCCACUCCACAAAGGUCCCAUCCAGAGAACAUUGGUCCAGAAUGAGGGCUCUUGAAAACAACUUGACAUUUACCGUAAACAUUCUGCAGUCAAUCCUUUAAAUGUUUUGUUUUGUUUGCUGCUAACCUCCACUAUAGCUGAAAACAUCAUAACAUCUUAUCUGUUGAUUAUACCAGAGAUAUUUUACUUCUCCAUCCCUCACAGCGCCAUAGGUCAGUGGUUCAGUUUGAUGUCAAGCCCAGCAAUCGAUUACAGGCAGCAGCAGCGGUUGCUGGGGGCGACGGGUGGAACAGUGAAGGUUGCUAGGUAGCAGAUAAGAACACAGCUUCUCAUUAAUUGCCUUCCGCUGCUGUGGUACUGAAGAUACAGGAUAGUAGAUUUUGCUGUGGCAUGCAGGCAGCAACACUUGCAACAGUACAUGUAUACCUGCAGGUAUACAUGUACUGUUAGUAUUUAAUGACCUUUCUACACCAGCAUCUAUCAGGUGAGCGCAUGAGAGAAGAUAUCAAAUUAGAGAUGGAACAUGAGAGAGAAUGACAACAUUGAAGAGUUACAUACAGUAGAUGGAUAAAAGAAAAAUCCAAAUAACCAAAUAUAUAUUCAAUAAGAUGAAAAGGUCCCAUUAUUUUUUGCCUGUAGUGGGACAAAAGUGUUGUAUGUCAUCCCCCUGACCCUGAACAAGACAUGUAGUUCAUUCAUCUGGUAAGAAAACAUGAUCUAACAUUUACUUCUGCCUGUUUGGUGACCUGUCCAGACAGCCAUGAAAAUGCUCAAUCAAAAUCUCAGAGGUAAACAGCAAACAUUUCAUCCCCCGGGGUAAUUCUUUCAUUUAGAAAUCUGUUUUCGUGUGAUGAAAUGUGAACGUCAUUGCCUCUACACUUGAAGGCUGAUUUGGGCAAUUUUCUAGAAAAUUGCAGCCUCAAGGCAGUAAGGCAUCAUCUCCGGUCAGAGACAUCAUCUACAGCCUCCUCUGACAACCAAGUGAGGAAUAGUUUGAUUUGAUACGACAGUCUUUGUGUUUGUGUCCUGUGCUGACUUACAUCAAAGCUGCACUGUGAAAAACAACACAACACCACUACAGAUUUCUGCAUGUACAGGACUUGAAUUUACAAAGCUACCUUAUUAAAUAGGCAACACUCUACAUCUGUCUACUCUUAGACCUGUAUUAUGUGAAAGGCAGCCUGAUUAAACAGGCAACUCUCUUGUUUUACAACCCUCUAAUGUACAAACCUGCAGGAUUAAAUACAACACAUUAUACUGGCUCUCCUGUGUAAACCGCUUGAUUAAAAGUGAAACACCUGUCUUUUUAACCAUCCUUCAGUAUGUGUUUAACAUAGAAUCAGAGUCCAUUUCCUGAGCUUGAUUUGUUGCCCUGCGUCUGGCCAAACUGCUCUCUGGUUCCAACUUGUUGAAAAUGAAUCAUCGGUUUGUGACCCUCGCAUCGCCUAUUAAAGAUGCAGUUGUCUCACACAGCCCAGUGUUGCUUUGUGGCAGGAUAAAAGCUCAAUAAAACCUUUUAGCUUGAGCUCAGAGGGAAGAAGUUAAGCUCCCAAGACUAGUGUUCUUGGCUUACAGAGGGGGAUAGCAGAGUGAACAAGGAGUGUGUGGAUGUUGUGUACCUAUACACAACCACAUGCACACAAGGCUUUGCCUGAGUGAUGCUGUUAACUACUGUUAGGCUUGUUGUCUUUCUGUUUUUCACACUCUCUCUAUUUCACCAGUUUCUGUUUCUGACUCCGUGAUGCCAAGCUUUGCAUCAGUUUAAGACUGAGAUGUGAGUGGUGGAAUACAACAGAAGAGGGUGUCUAGGGUUUGGGAUGAAGGAUUGAAAGGACAAAAAGGACCACAGACAAUAUGGGAGAGAUGUGGACAAGAGGAAGAGACAGAAGUAGCAUUUAGGUUUUAAAUUCAAAUGGACAAAGACAGAAAGAAAGGUCAGAGUAGGGGUUAGAGUGCAGAAGUUCAGCUGAUGGGAAGUUGUGUGUGAGAUGAAGAGGUUAAGGCUAAACUCUGAACCCUAACUAAACUGAAAAGAGAAGGCAAAAGAAAAGAGUGAUUGAUCUCAGUAUGACAGACAACUAAAGGCAGGGCUAUGCUUCAACCCUGUUUCUAGUAAAGGCUUUUAAAUAUGGUCUUGAGACUAAGACCUAUCUGAAGUACUACAACACCACUAAAGACAAAAGUAGUAAUUCUGAAAUGAUACACUCGGAGACAGAAUUUGAAAGCUGCUGUUAUACCAGAGUAUAUGCAUUUAUACAGAGGAGGAGACAUUUGUACACUCAUAGAUUUGUAGAUUCCUUCAUGCAAAAAGUGACAUGAACUUGUGAAAGAAGUGAUCAAUCACAGGUGCUAUGUGUGAAUAUUUGUUGGAUUGUUCAUUGAGCUACAAACGAGUCCCAAAAACUUUUAUUCACACACCUAAGUUUGCUUGUAACAGAUUAAAUAAGUGCAAUUCAAAGAGAAUCAAUUUUUAUAUCCGUAGUUUAGAUCAAAGCAAACAAACAGUAGGUGUGUUUCAUCUUGAAGGCAAAGGAAAGGGAGGAAGGAGGUUGUGAAAGUGAAGGCGUAAUAGGAAUAAAGUGAAAAUAACAAGGGACUGGAUGAGAGAGAUGAAACGAGGAAACAGACAGGAGGAUGGUGAAAAGAAUUUAAUGGAAGACCGGCUAUGAGUAAAAAGUGAGGGAGGAAGUCAAGCUGAAGAGUAUGAUUGCAAAGGAAGAUACUAAGAGUGGUGUCAGACUCAAGGCUCCAAGCUUGGAAAUCACUCCUGAAAGAUAAGGGUGGCAGAAAGAGUGGAGGAGGGGAUGAGGCAAAGAAAAUCAGAGUGAAUGGAGGAUAGUGAGAGAUGAGAAGAUUUAACGGAUACGCUGUUGGAUAUCUGUGUAGAGAAGAACACAGCAGAAGCAUGUGAACAGAAGGGUAUGGAAAUCUUGAGAUUGAGAACAUAUUGGAGAAUCUUGGCACAUCAGCCAGACUGGGGAGCACAGCAUGAACUUUAAAUACUGUAAGAUUGACAUGCUUUUUCUUGGCAGGUAGUUUCUCCAUCUGUAUAUUUUCACUGCUGUUACUCCCCUUUGGAUACCAUAUAAGAUCAAAGCGAUUGGAGUAUCCAAGUAGCUGUGACAUUUUCAUAUAAAUCAAUGUCCAUUUUGCUACUGUCUAGCUACACAAAGGUUAUGAAAGGCAGUUUUGUUUGAGUUUUAUCUGGAUAAAUCUUCUGCCACGCAGAGUGUUGUAUAAGGAGCUUGACUUUUCUGGCAGUAGAAGAUGAAGAAGAAGAAGAGCACAGAAAAUCUAACUUUAUCAACAGAAAAAAUAUGCUCAACUGAUUGUUUGCUGGUUUAAGUGCAACUGCCAUCAGCUACACUAGGUAGUGUGCUGUCAUAUAGACAUCAUAUGUCAUUCGGUGACAUCUUUGGCACAUGAACGAUGUAUGUCGUAGCCAAAAGUACUGAGUAGCUGAGACCGAUCUUGUGAGCAAAUGAGGUAAAACUGCAGCUUCUAGUGGUGUAUUCUGAGAAGCUGACAUGAAAGAUGAGCCUCAAGACACUGCCAAUAUGUGUUGCCUUUUAUGCCGUCGUAAGAUACGUCUGCAUCUGAAGAAAUACAUCACUGAUCACUUCUUUGAGCACAUUCUCUCAGAAGCAAAGGUAGAAGCAACAUGACUGGAAUGUGCUCAGAGGAAGAUUGUUCUGGAUGUUUCCCAUCUAAGUCUUUGUUUCUUAUCACCAUGAGCACAAUGUUUGUUUCAGCGCUGCACAGUAAUUCAUUACUUGGUAACAUGUUACAGUAAGGUGCUUACUUUUCUCAGGAGCAAGUGUAAGGGAUUACAGUUUAAAAUCUAGGUAAUACACAGCAGUUUGUAAUCCUCGUAAUGCUCAUUUUGGCAUUUUGGGGAUACACUUAUUUGCUGUGUUAAGCGAGUUGGAAGAAGACAGUGUGUGUGCAGUAAUUAAAAUGGUUUGGUAUGUGUUCAGUGAGAAGAGGUGGUUACUUCCCAGCUUUUUGAAAGAGUAGAAAUGUAACUCACAGCAACUUAAAAGAUAAGUAGUUUAAAUCUGAUACAACAAUUAAACUCUAACAGUUUAAGCCAUUCUUUGAAGCAAGAAUGUACAAAAUGAACUGGUUAUAGCAUAUAAAUUGUUAAUAUUUUCUUGUUUUUAUAAUACUGCUGUUAAAAUGAAAUGAAUAGAAAUACUCUUUGGACUGUUGGCAGGAUGAACAAUAUAUUAGGAUGGACAUUUUCCAAUAUUUUCUAACAUUUUACAUACUUAAUGAGUAAUUGGUAAAAACCAAGCAAAUAAAUAAAUAAUGCAAAUCAUGUACUUGCAUCUUUAAGUAGUGAUCACAUGUUUAAGUAUAUAAUAUAAUGAUUUGAUACCCAAAGAAAAGUGGCCCUUCACCCCAUCAUAUGGGUAUGACAACUUUUCACAUAAACAUUCAACUCAUGCCUUUUAUUAAAUUAUCUGUUGAUGAUUGAUAUUGUUGAAAGAAAUGUAUUUCAUCAAAUCAAUUUCCACUGCAGAGGAAGGCGAGGGACAGAAUUUCAAAUAUACAGACAGACAGGAAAGCAAGCAUUCAAGAAUUCAAAAACGGAAAAGCAUGUAGUGUAUUAUGAAGUAUGAUAGAAGCAGCUUGUCGUGCUCCGGGCAGAAUAGUACACUUAGCAUGCAGAGAGAUGGUCGGUGGUGGCAGAGAGAACGAGUGAGUGAGAGGGCAGGACAGUUACUUGGAGACAGAUGGAAUGAGAUUUUCCUGAAUGAUUCGGAGCGCUGCAUGGACAAGCAUCAGCCUCCCCCACUUUCCCCUGUCCUGUCUCUCUCUGCUCAUCUCCUCAGUUGUCUUCCCCUGACUUCCCCUCUCCUCCCUCACCCACAUGCCUCCUUCCUAAUUUGUGGCUGGAACGAUGCUAUGUUUCUGGAGCUUCACCUGAAUGUGCCUGGCAUCCAUGAGGGAAUGGAGAACAUUGUGUAUUUGUGAAACUGGAUGUGUGUCCACAGAAACAACAGGAGCACAAGGACUAAUGUGAGUUUAAAUGGCCGCAUAAACCGACUCAUUUCCAUGUGCUAAUUUAUGAGUGUAUACAAAAAGAUACAGCAGCAUGUACUCUUUAUUGCUAGCGCACAAAUAGUGUGUCAGUCAGUCCCUUAAUGUGAGUAACAUGCCCAUCACAGGAAGAUGUAUGUGUUUGUGUGUGCCUUCUAAGUUUCCAUCUUUUUAUGAGUGCGUAUAUGCAUUUUAGUUGAUCAAUGAUCCUCCCCUCCAUCCUGACACAGGGCUUGUUUUCGCAGCCACUUACUCAGAUUGGACUAAAUGAACAGAGGGAGAGGGAGAGGGAGAGGGAGAGGGUGGGACAAAGGGAGGGAUAGGGGCUCCCACGAGUCAAAGCUGAUAAAACCGCAGGGCGGUGUGCUGUGGACUGCAGGCCGAUCCAUCAAUAGAGGUUGUGCAGGGGCAGGAGAGCGAUAGGUGAGUGAUGUCUUAAAAACACCAUUGCACACACACUUCUGUCCACUAGAGACACAGAGAUAUAAACGGGCCUAUUGAAGGUCAUUUAGACCUGGGGAUAACAGCAGUGGAACUGCAUGCAGAGCACUGUAUGAAUCCUCCGACAUAAAUAACAAAACGGGUAAUUUGUCACUGCCUUUAAUGCCUGCCAAAGCCAGUUUGAGCUUUUUCUGAUCUGGUUGAUGUUUGUUCAGGCUUAGGCAGCUAAAACUACUUGGCAUCCUGCCUGUUUAUAAUGACGAUUAUGAUAGUACAGAGGCAGACAGGAAACAAGGGGAGCCAGAGGACUGUGACAUGCAACAAAUGACUGCAGCCAUAAUUGAAGCAUUGAUGUUGUGGUUAUGCGGGAAGCACCUUAACCACUGAGCUUCUGUGAUGCCCCAUUUAGAUGCUUUGUACUCCAAGUCUGCACGUGGGCCUCACCCCAAAGAAGUCUCAUGGCAUUACAAUAAUGUCAGAGUUGCUUGUCAUAGAAAAUAGAUCGUGUUUAACAUUCGACCAAGCAAAACAAUGCUCUUAUUGUGCUGCCAAGGACAGUCAUCAGACAUAGUGAAAAGGCCUGGGAAAAAAAUACAAAUAAAGUAAAGUCAAUAAAACGUGUGUAACAAGCAUUGCACUGCCAAAUCAAAGUAAAUUAUUCCAGCUGCCUCAGCCAUCAUUAACAGUGUUAGCCACAGCCACAGCUGUCACUUGUAAGAAUGUGAUGUCUCAGCUGUCCACUGGGAUCACACCACAAGUAAAGUGUUCUCCCUCUUACCUCUGCCACUGACAACGUGUGAAAUUACAUUUUAGUAACAUGUCAGUUAGCAUAACAGAAGGCCAUGCAUGUCUCAGUGACAGUAGAGACUCUGAAAUAUGUUGGGAAGCUUUUGGGUGAACGUCGUCUUGCUGUAGUCAAUAACCAUGUAAUCGUAGUAUAAAACUGUGGAUGCAGCAGGAAGAAGAGGAUAUUACAUCUUUGUUAUUAUUCGAAUGAUCAUCUGUUUGGAGAAAACCAUUUGAUUUGUAGUUUUUUUUCAUAUCCCCAAUCAGUUGUUGUACCAAUAGUAUCAUUACAGCAACAACCAACUUGUACAUUUUCUGUCAUUAAGACCUUCUGUCCUUUACUGAAAUUAUGGUGAAACAGCAUGCACUGAGGAGGUUGCAUGACUUUAAAGAACCACAGGAGCACUGUUGGUUCAGCUACAGUCUCAGAAGGGGAAAGUUGUUUGCUGAUUUGGAGGCAACGGAGUUGCCAUUAACCGUGCUCUCACUGUCACUUUACAUCUGGAAUGUCUUUAUAACCAGGCGUUAUUUUACAAACUACUCACUUUGUUAAAGGAUUUCUAUUUCCACAGCUCUCCUCUCCAAGAACAUAUUUCUCAUAGUAUAAUCACAUAAUUGCAUUUCAUGAGCUAUUGUACAACCUUAAUCACAUAAGCCUAAUCAGUCCAUUUUGCUUGCAUCUCCAGCUGUUGCCAUGGCAAUAGCCCCAGGUGGCACCCUGCGGAUUCCAAAUCCACCACAUUUUCUCACGCUGCUGAGCUAUCAUCCCCAUCUCAAUUAGUGGCCUACAAUGGUCUUUCUGAAGUGGUCAUUUGCUGAACAAACCAGUCAAAACAUUUCUCAACCUACGUCUUGGGGGACAAUUGUCUCUCUUGGCCAGCUAUUCACAGCUAAUUCUGCCUUUUGAACGACCAGGAUGGCCGCUAGCUUUCCCCGUUCUUCUCCAGCAGUGUCACGCUCCAGCUGUCCGCUCGCCUUCAUUUCCUCCCAUGUGCUUUCUGGCUUUGCGCUUCAUCUUCAGCUGUGGAAAAGGCAAAUCACUGCGAGUGUACAGUGCUGCCAUUUUAAAGUUAACAAAAAGGAAGAUUUCAGCUCUCAGAAAGCAUUCAAUAUCCAAUUCAGCUCAGUUUUCUUUUACCAAAUCGUGCAAUGAAGCAGUAGUUUGCUUCUUGUUUUUUCAUUUUAGCCUUUUUCCAUUAUCCCUUGCAGUUGAGGCCAAUCACAGCCAACAUCCAACCGUCUAAAAUGAAAUCACUCACUUAUCCCAAAAACACAUUCACACUUUAAUAUACUUGGAAAUGAAGCUUUCAAGUCCACUAUGUGUGCUCUCUGGUUUAAUAUUGAUGAACCGCUGAGUUUUCACCGCUGACACAGUUUAUUUGGGUGUUCAGGUAUGUAAGGACAGAUGAUGGACCAAAGAACUGCACUAAGGGUUAUAGUUAUGCCAAUAUAUUCCCACUAAUAUUAAUAUUCUUUAAUAAAUACCUAUAUUAAAUGAACAUAAUGAACUACAACUUAGGAUAUAAUGUGCAUAAAACUGCCCCUUCUUGCAGUAAGGUGUAGAAGAGUUUAUGUUGAUCACUGCCCUUUGACAUUUUGGGAUAUUAUUCUUGUUCUGUUUUUAAUUGAGGGCAUGGCCAGCAGUUUCAACAUGAGGGACUCACAUGCGCUAACAUGCAUGCACGGCAUGAAAGCUAAGAUUACAACACACAGAGGGAACAUGACUUUGUUCACCGCUAAGGACGACGUUAUUCCACUAUAUCUUUACAUAGCAGAUAGCUACUACAUUAAUGCCACAGUUAUGUUAUUUCCUCAUUUCAUUUCAUCCUCUUGCAAUAUGUGUUAAUGAAAUGCAUUGGGGGUGGAAGAAACCACAGGCAAAAAGAAACAUCACCUCCAGUGAUUUCCCCUGCUUGAGGGAAAGGAGCCUGUCGACAGCGUAGAGAGAGAACAGAGAACGAGGGGAAUUUUGAAUCACCUGAAUGGUGACUGUAAUGUGGCCACGUAUGUGGAUGAUGGAGGGUUAUUACAGGCAUUAUAUUAAUGGUGUAAUGCAUAUGUGUUUGAUUUAAUUGCACUAAUCAUAAUAACUAUAUGUGACUGCUUGUGUGAGCCAUUUUGUGCGUGAGUGUGUGCCUGCAGCCUUUCACACACAUCGCUGUGACUUUGUUGUGACCUCAUGCCUGUGACAUUAGUGUGGAACCUUUCCACUGAAGAACAACUUACACACAUACGUGCGCACAAAUGCAUGCAGACACACAGCAGAUGAGAGAACCGCAGAGCACAGCACACAGGUCAUGCAAUGGGAGACCAAUCAGCUAAUUGCUCAUUGUUGUCAUGCAGUAGGAGACUGAACACACAUUCUAAGCGAUGCCUUGCUGGAUGUUCAUCUGCCGUCAUUAACAUCAAAGUCUCCGUAAACACCUUUAGAUUCAGAUGUUUGUCCAUCCUACAAGGCUGUCACAGCUGGGUGACUUUUAACAUAUGUAAUGAGACGGACAGAGAUACCAGUUUCACCAGUGCGUGACUUCAGGCGACUACAGGCAGGAUGUUUGUGUGUGGCGUUCAGACAGUUUAUCUCCUGAAUGUAACACAAAAAGGAGAACAGAAGCAAGCAACACAUGAUCAUGAUAGAUUACAAUGACCAUAGCCUUUAUUUAACAAUGUAAUUUUAAAAGUAGAGUACCAGCAUGUAUAAGAUGAAGCUUGUCAUUCCAUCUUUCUGACUAAUAUUUUGGCCCAGAGGAAUUCUCUCCUAAGAACAAAGCGAUUGCCAUUAAGUUCAGUGUGCAUUUUAAUGAUGCCCAAAAAAUGAGUCCUGGUUACUGUAAACCUUUCAUCUUGUGUUACUAUAAUCACAAAACCUCCACGUGUAAAUAAGAAUUAUCCAAGUGUCAUAAGCACAGUUAGGCAUAUUGUCUUUAAAUUUCUCGAGUGCAUCCACACGCCCCAGAGGAUGAACCCUCAAGAAAUCCGACAAUCCAUGACUUUUCCUUUUAGCACCACCCUCAGACCCAAAGCCUAACUCUGGCCAUGAGAUAUACUGGGAUGUAACAGACUAAUUGUCAUAAAAUUAGAUGAACAAUUACAGUCAUUCUCUCAGGGGCAUAAACCUUAAUGACUUGUAUGUUUGCUCGGCAUUUUCCCUACUUUUUAUUACAAGUAAUAAUCAGCUCCUCAGUAUGUUGUUCAUUAUUUCCAACAAUUACCCACAGUUUAGUGUGAUGAACAUCUCACCUGUGAGGGCCCAUUAGUGGGAUGUAAAGUCUUGUUGAUAUUGUUUACACCCACAAUAAAUGCCUGUGCCUGGUCUCACUCCCAACUCAUCACGUUGUCAGGACCACUUGUGCAACAUUUCAACACACCAGUUACCCUUUAGUAUCAUUUUUCAAAGCCCAGUGUAGUCCAAUAGACCUGGGAAAUUUACUGAAUGUUUGAAAAAUGCCAGGAGAAAGUAGACAAAUGUUUUGAGCUGAGCUUUCACUGUCGCCUCCUAACCAAGUAGGUUUGAUACCUAAACUUAAUCAAACAGCAAGUGACAACCACAUUUAAGUCACCAACAAAAGAUUAAGUGAAAAAGUUAUUAUUCAAGACUGAAUAUAAACUUCACACUCCUGGUUCACCAUCAGUCUCACAAACUCCUUAUGCUGUUCUUUUACGCUAAAAACUCCUAGAAAUGUACAUCUAUCCUGUUAAACAGUGAUGUGGGUGGAAUUAGGCGACACUUUCUGAAUAACUUUCCGAUGCCAGUGGCUUUGACAAAACAGCAGCUUAUGAUACCCUUGGAAUGACAAUGAGUUGCUGCCUGCAUGAGGAGGUUCAUAUUGAAAUGUUGUGAAGCGUCUUUGCUACACUGUUGCUGCCUGUGGUUCGUAUUUUAAAACAUUUCAUAAACAGAGACCAUUCAGUUCUGAAACACAAUAAUUUUGCCAGCAGACGUGAAUUAUUGAAUAAUUCAAUCAUCUAUUUUCAAAGUGCAGAUGUCUCAUUUUGAUAUGAACUUUUUUGUGUACAAACUUAUUUUUUCUAACACCUUCAAACCUGUCAAUCAAUAUACACAGUAGAUUUGAGGAAAUUUACUGACUUUGCUUUUUGUUCAAAUAUACAGAUCUUUGUAUUUAGACAAGAUCAACACACAACUUCAAGCCACAUUCCAGGCUCAUGUCUGCUCAGUUUCUGAUAGAUUAUACCCUAGUUCAUAUCUUCUGGAAGUACUUUCAACUCCUCACUUUCAGACAGGUCGUUUAAUGUUUGUCCUGUCAGUUCCUUUCCCCUAACAUUUGCUGUGGCUCUCAGUCUGAUGAGCUGUCAUGGGGAUAAGUUUGAACAGCUCUUGUGUGAUGUGACCUGAACUUUAUCUAACUUUCUUUCCAUAUUGGUCUCUGAUCACUGAGACUGCAAACACAACAUAUUUCUAAGCACUGGAAAACCCAUUUUCAAGCAAAUCAAACAUUUUAGUCCUGGAGACCCAAAGCCUAAAACUAAAUAUUUGUUAUAUCCUAUUUAUUUCUACUUCUGUGUCAAGUAAGCUUGUAUAUUGCCGUCUUUUGUGUCUGGAUCCUGUGGAUAAAGAGGACAGAAACUGUGCUCUGCUGAUCAUCUUGUUGCUUUUCUCUUCUUGAUCUUCACUUUCAAGCUUCCUUUUUAUAAACGCCAAACUCCCAGGGAGCAAAAUACAAGUCAUUAUCACUGAUACAUCUGCAAAACAACAAAGUCACAGUCAUCACUAAUAAAGGCUUUCAUUAGAGUGUCAGCUGUUAUUAGCUUAGCUUGAUAUGCGAAGUGACAGAUCAGAGGGAACCAUGACUCUGGCGUAACUUGCAUGGAGACGGAUGAAAUUCAGAUAAAUGAGCUGAAAUGUGAAUAUCAUCUAUCUUCACUGUACUGCACCCGUGAACAGACUGACUGCUGUAUUAUAAUUCGUAGACCCAUAUCAGCAGCGGUAGCUAUUUAUAGCCCGCCUAUGUUCAGUUUUGUUCUUGUUUGCUUUAUUUUGUGUACUUUGAUCUAUUUCUGGUGUGAUUUUACAGCAGUUUGGUUGCCUGCUCGAGAGGCGGCGUGUACACUGAACGAAGAAGGCAAACAAACAAGAUAAAUCUGUGAAUUUUGUACAAACUGUAGGAACAAAUGACUGUUUUUCUACCAAGCCUGUUAUCUCUAUAUGUUUCUUUGGUGGGGGGUUGGAGGGGUGGGAAGAGAGGGAUGAUGCUCUAUAUGUGCAGGGUGGGUGGACAGGGGCGGGACCGAGAUUUUUCUCUGAACGGUCGGGGACUGUGCAAUGGCUACUUGUAAUUAUUAAGCGAAACCAGAGUAUAGAGGUGGAAAAAAUGUCCCUUAUGACAAAUGAAAUAAAGUGUUAUAUUUGCAUGAUUUCCUGUAUUUUCAUCGAGCAGAUAUUUAUGGUUGUGUAUACUAAAUGGAUGUAUGUCACCUUAAUAACUGUUUAUGAAAAUGGAAAAAAAAAACUGUCACCUUCUUCUGUGAAUAUAAAUAUACAAUUUUCUUAGCUCUUUUAUGACUAA